CAAAUUCUUAGAUUUUUAUACUUUCUCUUAAACGACUAAAAAUGUGUGCGCACAUUUUCUGCAAUUGAAGAGAAAUUAUGAAAAUAGCCGUUUACUCAACGUCGGUUUCUUCAUUCAAUUAUCCCUGUAUUAUUAUAUCCCGGCUUAUUAAACAUUCGACUGAAAUUACUGAGGAAGAUAAUUAAACUUCCUGUCUCUGUAUGUAACAUCCGCGUGCGCCAAUGCAUAGAUUAUGACGAUAUUGGUUAUGUAAUUGGUGUUUAUGUUUAACUCAUCUGUAAUAUGGUUUUCAGCUGCCGAAGAAAUCAUGAAGACAUGUAUAAUGCAGCUUCGUUUGCGACAAAAUGAUCUAAAAAUGUUAUUGUAUUUCUUUUCACUCUAACGAAACAGUAACUUCCGAAAUUUGGUUAUUGCCAUCGCACAACGCUACUGGCUUUCUCGCCUCCUGUUGCCGGACAAAUGUGGUCUCCAAAUUGUACCCACUACCUAUUGUGGUACAUCCAUAGAGAACAACUUAAAGGCAGCUCUUUGUUUUCAGUUGUGAUAAUGGGACUGCUUAUCGUACCAACAGCGCUAUUGAAUGCGUUAAUAUUACUGACAAUCUGGCGGAGACCAACAUUUCACAACCCUUCAAACAUCUGUAUCUGUAACCUUGCUUUGUCGGACCUUUCUGUUGCUGUCAUUGCAAUUCCUUUAAUGAUUACUUGGAAGCUUUACGAAAUGAACUCUGGCGAGCCAAGCAUCGUGUGCUCCUUGGCUUACAGUGCCAUGUCUUUGGGAUCGAUUGUCAGUGGAACAUCAUUCUUUACGCUGACUCUAGCGAUUUUGGAUCGCUUUCUUGCCCUAAGACUUCAUCUUCAUUACCGUUCAAUGGUAACGAAUGGUCGUGUUAUUCGGACUUGUAUUUCUACUUGGAUUGGAUCGUUCAUUGUUUCAAUGUCUCUAUUCAUUGAUGUAUUUAUAUACGACGUUCUUGUUUUAUCGGUGAUGAUUCCUUGUAUGGGUUUGUUUGUCUUUUGCCAUUACAAGAUAUUCAGAAUUGUACAGCAUCACAAGAAUCAAAUACAUGUUCAAAUGAACAGCCCACAGCAAAAAACGUUUUCGAGCUUAUCCCGUUACAAGAGCACUGUCUCUACUCUCAUAUACUUAAUACUGGUAUUUUUCAUUUUGUAUGCUUCUUUUAUAAUGUUUUCUUUCUAUCAUCAACUUGUAGGCCAUACUAUUUUCUAUAUGCAUGGCUGGACCAUAUCAAUUCCUCUUAUGUACAUAAACUCUGUCUGCAAUCCUCUUAUCUAUUGCUGGAAACUGAGAGAAUUGAGACAAGCCAUGAAGAAAACAUUUUUCCAUUUAAUUGGGAAAGAUGAUGUUUCGGCUACUUGGGCAACUAAAACACAUAGGACUGCUUUUAAUUGAACGAGUAAUUUUAUCUAUGUUACAAGCGAAAAGGAAAAAUAAAUAGAGCACUUGUUUAAUUGGUAGUACGAAAUCUUCUGCAGAACAACAUCAAAAAUAUAUGACCUUGUUUGGUGAUAAUCUUACCAUAUCUUCAAGUAAUGCAGUUGCCAUUCAUACAUUUCCUGUAUGUUACCUAACAUCAAUGACGUCGAAGGCCGCUGAGGACAACAGCAAUAACUGUUAAAAAGUACUAUAACCAUCAAGAUAUUCAUGAUAACUCGGCUGGACUCUUUGGAUAGGAAAACAAUAAACGAGAGAAGACCUCUUCCACGAUUCACGAAACACAAGGGACAAGUUAAAAACAUCAAAAACAGCAAGAAACAACAAAAAAGGGACCAGGAAAAAGAGCAACAGCAACAACAUCAAAAGCGACCAAGUGAAUUUUCCAAAAUGUUUAAUCUGCAUAGCUUGCUUUAGCACUUCCUAAUAGUCGCAAUAAAAGCUAACGCUUUCAUGUUGUUCAUAUUCAGUGCUUUUUGGAGUUUGUCCGUUAAUAAAGCUAGCAAAUAAAG
Molecule: messenger RNA, 1967 nt
Organism: Exaiptasia diaphana
Lineage: Eukaryota; Metazoa; Cnidaria; Anthozoa; Actiniaria; Aiptasiidae
Product: olfactory receptor 4D10-like
Exons: 2
Coding region: 460-1413 (317 amino acids)
Biological process (GO): G protein-coupled receptor signaling pathway
Cellular component (GO): membrane
Molecular function (GO): G protein-coupled receptor activity
Source: RefSeq, a predicted model, not a curated record